ACCCUGUUCAGACCAAGUCAGAGGCCAAGGAAGAGAACAUGAUGAUGGACCUUUUUGAAACUGGCUCCUAUUUCUUUUACUUGGACGGGGAAAAUGUUACCCUGCAGCCCUUAGAAGUAGCAGAGGGCUCUCCUCUGUAUCCAGGGAGUGAUGGUACCCUGUCGCCCUGCCAGGACCAAAUGCCCCCAGAAGCCGGGAGCGACAGCAGUGGAGAGGAACAUGUCCUGGCGCCCCCAGGCCUGCAGCCUCCCCACUGUCCCGGCCAAUGUCUGAUCUGGGCUUGCAAGACCUGCAAGAGAAAAUCUGCCCCAACCGACCGGCGGAAGGCCGCCACCCUGCGCGAGAGGCGGCGGCUCAAGAAAAUCAACGAGGCCUUCGAGGCACUGAAGCGACGGACUGUGGCCAACCCCAACCAGAGGCUGCCCAAGGUGGAGAUUCUGCGGAGCGCCAUUAACUACAUCGAGCGGUUGCAGGACCUGCUGCACCGGCUGGAUCAGCAGGACAAAAUGCAGGAGUUAGGGGUGGACCCCUUCAGCUACAGACCCAAGCAAGAAAAUCUUGAGGGUGCGGAUUUCCUGCGCACCUGCAGCUCCCAGUGGCCAAGUGUUUCGGAUCAUUCCAGGGGGCUCGUGAUAACUGCCAAGGAAGGAGGGACAAGCAUUGAUUCAUCGGCCUCGAGUAGCCUUCGAUGCCUCUCUUCCAUCGUGGACAGCAUUUCCUCGGAGGAACACAAACUCCCCUGCGUGGAGGAGGUGGUGGAGAAGUAACUCAGUGGUCCGGACGUUCUCCACGGAGCAGGAAGAUCCCACCCUCCCUGCUUCGCCUAAUCCUUUAGAUCACGUUACGUU
Bubalus bubalis (water buffalo) is the source of this 848-nucleotide messenger RNA. It is a transcript of the gene MYF6, whose product is annotated as myogenic factor 6. Gene Ontology annotation, biological process: positive regulation of myoblast differentiation; muscle organ development; regulation of transcription by RNA polymerase II. The transcript is spliced from 3 exons. The coding region runs from base 39 to 767 and encodes 242 amino acids. The record is from RefSeq and is marked provisional. NCBI's taxonomy places the organism in Eukaryota, Metazoa, Chordata, Mammalia, Artiodactyla, Bovidae. Gene Ontology annotation, molecular function: RNA polymerase II cis-regulatory region sequence-specific DNA binding; protein dimerization activity; DNA-binding transcription factor activity, RNA polymerase II-specific.